Messenger RNA from Oryza sativa Japonica Group (Japanese rice), 1281 nucleotides. The record is from RefSeq and is a predicted model, not a curated record. NCBI's taxonomy places the organism in Eukaryota, Viridiplantae, Streptophyta, Magnoliopsida, Poales, Poaceae.
GGCCCCGGCCGCCGACGGCGACAGGGCGACCAAACAAAAGUCCUCGCAUCCCGCCGCCGCCGCCGCCCCGCCUCCUCCUCCCAUGCGCCGCCACGUAGGAUCGCGCGAUCAGAUCUAGGGUCGAGCACUCCACUCUCCCGCCUCCCACGCGAUGCGGUGGUGGCCGGCGCUGCCGCUGCUCCUCCUCGCCGUCGCCGUCGCCGGUGCCGGCGACGCGGCUCCCGUGUGCACGCGGCCGUCCGCGGCUGAGGCGAUCGUGGGAUCCCCCGAGGCGUGCCGCUCGCCGCUGCGCCGCCCGCUCGGCGUCACCGAGGGAGAUGAUGCUAUCUUAGCGAGGGCCGUUAAUCUACUUCAUGCAAACAAGGAGGAUUUCGCUGCUGUGCUCUUCUAUGCUUCCUGGUGCCCAUUUUCACAAGAAUGCAGACUACGCUUUGAGAAGUUGGCUUGCAUAUUUCCAACUAUUCGUCAUCUUGCAAUUGAAGAAUCUACGGUCAGGUUAAGGACAAGAUAUCGGUAUGGGAUUCAUGGAUACCCAACGCUGUUUCUCAUAAACUCAACAGUGCGAGUGCGGUAUCAUGGGCCUCGAACUGUCAAAUCCUUAGCUGCCUUCUAUAAUGAUGUUUCAGGUAUUAAUCCAUCAAUGGAUCCAGCCGUUGGAGAUGAUAACAUUGAACCUAAAAGGGAUUGUGAGCAGGAAAAGUGCCUAUUCUGGUCGGCGCGAACACCAGAGAAUAUACUUCAACCAGAUACUUAUUUAACAUUAGCAGCUUCUUUUGUGAUCCUUCGACUGCUCUAUCUUUUUUAUCCGAAGAUCACUGCCUUUGUGAAGCGGACAUGGAGUAGGCGUACUCUCUUCACCUGCCUUGAGCAAGGAAAACAUAAAUUUAACAGGGUAUACCCGUCUAAGCAAGGGAAUUUGCAUGAUGGAGCAAGGCAUGCUACUGCUUGGGCUUCCAAAUCGUUAGCAUCUGUUUCAAUCGGAGAGCCAAGCACCAGUUGAUUGAACAACAAUACAUGAAGAACACGAUUUGUCAACUGGGACAUGUAGUAGAUUGGAGUAAUCAGUAACUGAACAGACCAUUUGCUGUGGUCGGCUGCGCAAAUUACUGUAACUGCUUCGUUAUGAAGCACACCUUUUUUCCCCUUUCCUUACAUCUUCUCAUAGCUACUCUUAUAAUAGUUACCGUCCAUUUCGUUUUCUUGGAGGUAAUAAAGUAUGUUUCAGACAAGUGUACUUUGACACUGCAAAAUGAUCAUAAAAUGAAAAGUGAUUUUACAUUA